Messenger RNA from Acanthaster planci (crown-of-thorns starfish), 1518 nucleotides. RefSeq names its product large ribosomal subunit protein mL50-like. The record is from RefSeq and is a predicted model, not a curated record. Lineage: Eukaryota; Metazoa; Echinodermata; Asteroidea; Valvatida; Acanthasteridae. Gene Ontology annotation, cellular component: mitochondrion; mitochondrial large ribosomal subunit.
UUGAAAAAGGCAUAGGGUGGUUGGGAGCGAUCAUCAAAAUCAAAAUGGCGGCGCACAUGGCGCUCUCCUGUUCGGUAGUGUUAGGAAAGAUUUGGCCGAAAAUUAUUCGAUAUUCGACUGUAUGUAGUCCUAAGCGAAUGCUAAGUACAAGCAGUGUCGUUGCCAGAGAUGAGUUCAGGACCACCGAGCAGUCGUGGGUGAGGAGAAUCUUGCGGGGGAGUGGUCCGAGCAAGGACAUCGACGAUACUUUGGAUGAGGAGGAGAUCGUGGAGGUGGAGCCCCAGUACAUGGACAUCAUACAGACACCAAAGGCCACAUUCAUUGAAAAACCUCAGGUUCGAAUUAAAAGCUACCAACCUCCAGAUGACCUUGUAAAAAGACUUCAUGACAUCACAUUAGAGGUUGUUCCAGAUGCUACUUCUGAAAAUUGGAAGGAGGUGUCCUUGAAGGACAACAGCACCAAAUACCAGAUCCUUGUCAAGUGCUUCACUGAAUUCAAGCACGACAUCCCCAAUUUUCUCCUGAGCAAAAUGCACACUGUGGAGGACGUCAUCACCUUCUAUGAGACCGAGGUCAAAGACAAGACAAAAUUUGAUGAACUGAGCACUGUUGAUCUGCCGCCAAAUCUGAAGAUUCACUGGAACUACGGCGACGACUCGCGACUGGAACUUUACGAGGACUACUUGGAGUAUGUUAAACCAAACAGGAGUCCGAAGCCUCCAGAGUGGAAGUAUAGACCUUCAUGAUGUGUGGGUUGUCACAUGGUUAAUGCCAUAAAACUUCAACAGUGAGACACGCUAGUUUAAUUAUUGUUAAAUCACUCAGAUCAAGAACAUUGUCUGUAAAUAUAGUAGGGAUUUCACCCAUUGAUUGUCAGAAAACCACUGAUGAGGGAAAGUACCUUUGAGCAUUAUCUGGUUUUUAAUGCAUCUUCGAUACUUUUUUGGGAUCUCACAUUGUUUUUGCCAAGCAUCAUGCAAGGCUACUGAAGUGCCCCCUUACUGCAUUUUGACUAAUGGUUCUAAGCUGCUGUGGUCCUAUUCAAGCAAAAAGUUCAAGAAAGAUCUUUUAUGAGAGACAAGGUAAAUGCAUCUACAGUCGACUCUCGUUAUAAAGAAAACUGUUAUACCAAAAUACUAUUAUAAAGAACAUAUUUUGAGCAUCUCAAUUUCUUAAAUUCUGAUGUUUUUCUUUGUUUUCGUGUUUCUCUUAUAACGAAGUCCUGGUUAUGUAACAAUGUAAUUUGUCUGGUCCCUGUAAGCUUGUUAUAAUGAGAGUUGACUGUAGUUUUGAAACUGCCCAAAGUAAAUCUAAUAAAAGGCAGCACAAGUUAUCAUUGUUGCUUAUCCUGGCAGGGAUGAGGUAGCCCCGACAGUAGUUUGGAACUCAGCUUUAAUAGCCACGUGCCAGUGCCAUUAUUGUGAAAAUAACAUAUUGUGAAAUUACAUAAUACUUUGGAGUUAGCUUUUGUGGGCUUUCCAAGGAAGAUAGUGUGACAUUCGCCAUGUUAUGCACUGA